This is a messenger RNA of Histoplasma mississippiense, 1164 nucleotides long. RefSeq lists its product as hypothetical. Gene Ontology annotation, cellular component: U12-type spliceosomal complex; nucleolus. Gene Ontology annotation, biological process: positive regulation of mRNA splicing, via spliceosome. Gene Ontology annotation, molecular function: RNA binding. The record is from RefSeq and is a predicted model, not a curated record. Lineage: Eukaryota; Fungi; Ascomycota; Eurotiomycetes; Onygenales; Ajellomycetaceae. Bases 1 to 1164 code for a protein of 387 amino acids. The transcript is spliced from 3 exons.
AUGGCUGGAGUCCGACAUUGGGAGCAAGACAAAGAGGCCACCGUAUACAUCGGGAACCUGGACGAGCGUAUCACGGAUAGCCUAGUCUGGGAAUUGAUGCUCCAAGCCGGCCGCAUUGUCAACGUUCAUCUCCCCAAAGACCGCGUCACCCAGACCCAUCAGGGCUAUGGGUUCGUCGAAUUCAUCAGCGAGGAGGACGCCGAAUAUGCUGCUCGAAUUAUGAACCAGGUCCGCCUCUACGGGAAGCCCAUCCGCGUAAACAAGGCGUCCGCGGACAAGCAGAAGACGGUCGAGGUUGGUGCGGAGUUGUUUGUGGGCAAUCUUGACCCAAUGGUUACAGAACAGGUGUUGUAUGAUACGUUCAGUCGUUUUGGGAGUCUUAUAUCUGCUCCAAAGAUUGCACGAGAUGAUGCGAACCUUUCUAAGGGUUACGGUUUCGUCUCCUUCUCCAACUUCGAAGCCUCGGAUGACGCCAUCGCAAAUAUGAAUGGCCAAUACCUCAUGAACAAAGAAGUCUCCGUCCAAUACGCGUACAAAAAGGAUGGUAAGGGUGAACGACAUGGCGACCAGGCCGAACGCAUGCUCGCUGCCCAAGCUCGAAAACACAACGUGCAGCCCCAAGCGCAGCCCUUGCCUCCGCAACUUGUCGGAGGCGGGCCAGGCGUGCAUCCGCAUCAAAUGCCCCAACCGCCAAUGGUUGAGGGCGAGGGCACUAAUGCGGUCGCCGCUGCUCGAGGAAUAAACCCUGUUGCCGCUGCUGGUGGUCCACCAGAUUUUGGCGGUGGGCGGGGAAUCCCCAUUGGCAACGGCGGCGGCUACCAUCACAAUCAGCAAAUGCCACCAGCGCAACACCAACACCAACAUCCCCAUCCCCAUCCUCACCCACCCCAACAUUCACUCCAACACCACCGACCACUGCCACAUGCGCAUCAUCCACCUCCACCCCUUUCCGCUCCCCCUCCAGGGCUGCCUGCCAGGCCUCCUCCAUCUCAAGCGGGAUAUGGCGGUCCCCCACCGCAGGGAUUCGUUCCCCCUCCCCGCUUCGGUCAGCAGCCGCCACCAGCCAGCUUUGGCCCAACCCCGACUGCAGCAGGUCCGCCUGGUGCUACACCUCCCCCGCUUCCUCUUGGGUUUCAGCAGCCGGGGUAUGGAAGGGGUCGGUGA